This is a messenger RNA of Gossypium arboreum, 966 nucleotides long. RefSeq names its product putative receptor like protein 25. The record is from RefSeq and is a predicted model, not a curated record. Bases 1 to 966 code for a protein of 321 amino acids. Gene Ontology annotation, molecular function: protein binding. The transcript has 2 exons. Lineage: Eukaryota; Viridiplantae; Streptophyta; Magnoliopsida; Malvales; Malvaceae.
AUGGAUCUUCUAGGGGUACUGAACCUUAGGGGCAACAAUCUGAGUGGCCAAAUCCCUAAUGCAUUUUCAAGAAAGUGUUCCAUAGAAACAGUAGAUGUCAAUGGCAAUGAGCUCACAGCCGACAGGCGCCCCUGGCCAAAGCUUCAAAUUGUGGACUUGGUCCACAAUAGUUUUAAUGGAAAAUUACCAAACAAAUUCGUAGCAAGAUGGAAGGCAAUGGAGGCUUAUGACGAUGAAGCUCAACUAAAUGUUAAACACCUUCAGUUUGAGGUUCUACGAUUCGCUGGAAUUUAUUAUCCAGACGGUAUUACAGUUACCAACAAAGGUCUACAGAUGGAGCUGGUGAAAAUCCUAACUAUUUUCACCUCCAUUGACCUUUCAUGCAACAAAUUAGAAGGGCCAAUACCAGAUGUGAUUGGAAAAUUCAAAGCACUGCAUGUUCUAAACUUGUCACACAAUGCUCUUAGCGGAAAAAUCCCACUAUCUCUAGGAAAGAUGCAACAGAUGGAAUCCAUGGACCUCUCAAGUAAUAACAUGAGUAGCAGUAUUCCUCAACAGCUUUUAAAGCUAACUUUCCUCGCAGUCCUUAACCUCUCCCACAAUCAACUGGAGGGACCCAUACCAGCUGGAAAGCAAUUUGCAACAUUUACUAAUGAGUCUUAUGAAGGUAACAACGGACUAUGUGGGAAUCCAUUGACGAAACAGUGCAAAGAUGCCACUCCCAACCACGGCCAAGAUUCAAAUCCCAGGACUGGUAACCAUAUCAACUGGAAUUUGAUAAGUGUUGAGAUAGGGUUUGUCUUUGGUCUAGGAGUUGUCAUUUUACCUCUUACGUUCUGGAAGGGAUGGAGGAUAUGGUAUUUCAAGCGCAUUGAUCGUCUUCUUUUCAAGUUUUUCCCUAAGCUGGACCACAGAAACAGAAAUCAUAGAACAAUAGCUCAGUGGAUCCAAGGAAGGAGGCUAUAG